This is a messenger RNA of Equus caballus (horse), 4417 nucleotides long. The record is from RefSeq and is a predicted model, not a curated record. Lineage: Eukaryota; Metazoa; Chordata; Mammalia; Perissodactyla; Equidae.
UGGCCGCCGGGACCUGGGAGAGAGAGAGAGAAGGGAGCGCCCACCCGCCGUCCUGGGGUCCGCGCCCCCCACCCCGAAGCCGUUGGCUCCCGAGGCUCGGGCGCACCCACCCUCCGAUCCCUGACACCUCGGCGUGGUCCGCCGUGGGCCACCGGGAGAGCCGCCGGCCCCUGCUGCCAUCUCCAGCUCUGCUGCCCGGCUCUGCCGUCGGCACCCCCACUGCUGCUUGCAGUCUGACCAGCAGCCCCCUUGAGUCUGCGGGGCUAAUGGGAACGCCUCCUUGGUCCUCCCCGCUGCGUGGUCCGGUCCCAGCCCACUGCCGAGAUUUCGACCUUGUCCUGAACGGGACGACGGCGGUCCGAGUCAGCCCCCGACUCUGCACCUGCCGUGCGGGCAGCACCGCAGGAGGAGCCGCGGCGAGCGAGCCUUCUGGGGGAGGUGGGGGGGUGCGCCUCCCCGUGGCCCGCAGGACAGCCGACAGGAGCCGCUGUAGCGGGUGGUCCCGAGGGGAGCUGGAAUCCCAACUCUGCUACUUGCUGUGUGACCUUGGUCAAGUUAGUUGACCUCCCUGAACCUCGGGCUCCUCAUCGGUGUAAUGACGAACACAUAAACAGUAUUUUUCUCAAAGUUGAGGUUGUACAUGGGAAGCGUUUAGUGAGAGGCCUGGGUCAGACAGUAACUGUUAGCUGGCAUUCUGGGUACCAGUCCUACUGUCCUUCCUGGCACUCUAGUGGGCACAGAACCCCCUGCUCCCUAGUACCUCCUCCAGAAUAGCUCUGCCCACAUGGUUCUACCAGGACCACGAGAGUUGCCAUCAAUUUUGUUAGCACUGUUAUUAUCUGCAUUACUUCCAUUCCAGAUAAUACCAGUAAGAGCAAGGGACGCUGUUAUGGGUAGACCCACCCACGGUGUUACCUGUGCCUGUGUGUGAUGGCUAACUUGGCCAUUGAUAGCAGCAGCAUCCACAGUUCAGAUUUUAUACUAGGUGCUAUAAUAGCUCAGUUGGUGAUGUUGCUAAUAGUGUUAUUAGUUGUGCUUCUGAUAAAUAGGACUAUUUGUAUGAUUACUGCAAUUACUUCUGCAGGCCCUGCUGAGGCCUCGCUGAUACUGUGUAGGUUGAUGUUGCUCCUCCCACAGCCACUAAGAGGAUAGCGAGAGCUUCCCUCCUGCUGUGACUGAAAUUCUGGCCUCCUGCGCAUCCCUGCUGACCCUGCUGAGUGCUGGAGCUUGGUUCCCAAGGGGCAGACCUUGGACUGCCAGCUGUCCUUCCAUCAACCUGCAGCAUGGCCCCACUAUUCCUAUGCCUGCUGGCAGCCCUAGCGCUGGCCCGGGUCCCUGCAGCCUUCGCUGAUGCCCUGGAAACGGACAGCUCAGAGGACCGGGCCUUCCGCGUGCGCAUCGCGGGCGACGCGCCACUGCAGGGCGUGCUGGGCGGCGCGCUCACCAUCCCGUGCCACGUGCACUACCUGCGGCCGCCGCCGAGCCGCCGCGCCGUGCUGGGCUCUCCGCGGGUCAAGUGGACCUUCCUGUCCGGGGGCCGGGAGGCCGAGGUGCUGGUGGCCCGGGGGCUGCGCGUCAAGGUGAGCGAGGCCUACCGGUUCCGCGUGGCGCUGCCUGCCUACCCGGCGUCGCUCACGGAUGUCUCCCUGGCACUGAGCGAGCUGCGGCCCAACGAUUCGGGCAUCUACCGCUGCGAGGUCCAGCACGGCAUAGAUGACAGCAGCGACGCCGUGGAGGUCAAGGUCAAAGGGGUCGUCUUUCUCUACCGCGAGGGCUCUGCCCGCUAUGCCUUCUCCUUCGCUGGGGCACAGGAGGCCUGUGCCCGCAUCGGAGCCCGUAUCGCCACCCCCGAGCAGCUCUACGCCGCCUACCUCGGGGGCUAUGAGCAAUGUGAUGCUGGCUGGUUGUCUGACCAGACCGUGAGGUACCCCAUCCAGACGCCACGAGAAGCCUGUUACGGAGACAUGGAUGGCUUCCCUGGUGUCCGGAACUACGGAGUGGUGGACCCGGAUGACCUCUAUGAUGUCUACUGUUAUGCUGAAGACCUCAAUGGAGAGCUGUUCCUGGGUGCUCCUCCAGACAAGCUGACGUUGGAGGAGGCACGGGCAUACUGCCGGGAGCGGGGUGCAGAGAUUGCCACGACGGGCCAGCUGUAUGCAGCCUGGGAUGGUGGCCUGGACCGCUGCAGCCCAGGCUGGCUAGCCGAUGGCAGUGUGCGCUACCCCAUCGUCACACCCAGCCAGCGCUGUGGUGGGGGCCUCCCUGGUGUCAAGACUCUCUUCCUCUUCCCCAACCAGACGGGCUUUCCCAACAAGCACAGCCGCUUCAAUGUCUACUGCUUCCGAGACUCUGCCCAGCCCUCUGCCAUCCCUGAGGACUACAACCCAGUCUCUGACCCAGCCUCUGAUCGGCUGGAGGCCAUUGUGACAGUGACAGAGACUCUGGAGGAACUGCAGCUGCCUCAGGAAGCUGUGGAGAGCGAGUCCCGUGGAGCCAUCUACUCCAUUCCCAUCGUGGAGGAUGGAGGAGGUGGAAGCUCCACUCCAGAAGACCCAGCAGAGGCUCCUAGGACCCUCCUAGAAUUUGAAACCCAAUCCAUGGUACCUCCGCUGGGGUCCUCAGAAGAGGAAAGUGAGGCGUUGGAGGAAGAAGAGAAAUACAAGGAUGAAGAAGACAAAGACCAGGAGGAAGAAGAGGAGGAGGUGGAGGAUGACGCCCUGUGGGCCUGGCCCAACGAGCUCAGUAGCCCAGAACCAGAGGCCUCUCUCACCACUGAGCUGGCCCUAGAGGAGUCCGUCUCCCAGGCAUCCCCGCCAGCGAGGGCGGUCCUACAGCCUGGUGCAUCACCACCUCCUGAUGGAGAGCCAGAGGCUUCCAGGCCUCCAGGUGUCCUUGGACCACCCGCUGAGACUCUGCUCACUCCCAGGGAGGGGAACCUGGCAUCUGCACCGCCUUCCACUCCAGAUGGGGCGAGAGAGGUGGGGGAGGAGACUGGGGGUCUCGAGCUGUCUGGGGUCCCUCGAGGAGAGAGUGAGGAGACAGGGAGCUCCGAGGAUGCCCCUGCCCUGCUUCCAGCCACACAAGCCCCUGAGGGUACCAGGGAGCUGGAGGCCCCCUCCGAAGAGAAUUCUGGAAGAACUGUCCCAGCGGGGACCUCAGUGCAGGCCCAGCCAGUGCUGCCCACUGACAGCGCCAGCCGCGGUGGAGUGGCCGUGGCCCCCUCAUCAGGUGACUGUGUCCCCAGCCCAUGCCACAAUGGGGGGACAUGCGUGGAGGAGGAGGAAGGGGUCCGCUGCCUAUGUUUGCCUGGCUAUGGGGGGGACCUGUGCGAUGUUGGCCUCCGCUUCUGCAGCCCCGGCUGGGACGCCUUCCAGGGCGCCUGCUACAAGCAUUUUUCUACACGAAGGAGCUGGGAGGAGGCAGAGACCCAGUGCCGGAUGUACGGCGCGCACCUCACCAGCAUCAGCACGCCCGAGGAACAGGACUUCAUCAACAAUCGAUACCGGGAGUACCAGUGGAUCGGACUCAACGACAGGACCAUCGAAGGCGAUUUCCUGUGGUCAGACGGCGUCCCCCUGCUAUAUGAGAACUGGAACCCUGGGCAGCCUGACAGCUACUUCCUGUCCGGAGAGAACUGCGUGGUCAUGGUGUGGCAUGAUCAGGGACAAUGGAGUGAUGUGCCCUGCAACUACCACCUGUCCUACACCUGCAAGAUGGGGCUGGUGUCCUGUGGGCCUCCACCGGAACUGCCCCUGGCUCAAGUGUUUGGCCGCCCACGGCUGCGCUAUGAGGUGGACACGGUGCUCCGUUACCGGUGCCGGGAGGGGCUGGCCCAGCGAAACCUGCCACUGAUCCGCUGCCAGGAAAAUGGUCUCUGGGAGCCCCCCCAGAUCUCCUGUGUGCCCCGCAGGCCUGCUCGAGCUCUGCGCCCAGUGAAGGCCCCAGAAGGACAUCAGGGGAGGCUACUGGGGCACUGGAAGGCGCUGUUGACUCCCCCUUCCAGUCCUGCUCCAGGUCCCUAAGGGGCAAGGCCUUGACCACUGCUGCCCCCAGCACUGCCCUCUCCCCACAACCCUCCCUCAAACCUGUGCUCUUCCCACCACAGGAAGUGACACCAUGAGAGGGGUGGAGCAGAAGUCCAGGUGGUAGUGCCUGGAGGGGCUUUUGGGAAAUGACUGGGCAGCUCCAGCCCCGCCUAGGCCCUCUCACCCCUCCCCUGGGCAUCAGGUUUUUCCCUCAGGGCCUCAAGAAAGUCCCUAAGUGCCUCUACUGCCCUCUCCUUGCCAGCCAUCCUGUCCUUUCCAUUCCCCUGGGGGGCGCUGUGCCCACUCAUCCUCAGUUUUCCAAGGGAAUGGGUUCGCAGGAUGGAGGACCUGUAAAGCCAGCAGGAAAUAAAGCUGCAUUUGAGCCCAAGCAA